CUCUCCGAGGUGGCCAAGAUCCCGUGCAGCGCCCGGGGUGGGGGCCCGCAGGCCAUGGACGCCCGGCGGGAGCAGCUCCCCGGGCCCGCGGCCCCCAGCCCGCCCAACGCCCCGUCAGACGAGGAGGAGGAGGGGGCGGUGGGCGAGGCCAAGGCCAGCGGCGUGACCCCCGCACCCCCACAGACCCUCCUAUGUCGGCCCCAGACGACGGCCGAAGAGACGGAGGCCACCAGCGUGGCCCAGGAGACGCCCUUCAAGACCCCGGAGAAGAAGGCGGACGGUGGCAAGGAAAUCCCCGCCUCUCAGGUCCGCCACCAGGAGACCCCUAAGUCCCCAGACCCAAAAGAUGAGAAGCAGCUAAUCGUGCAGAAGAUGAAGAAGCUGAUUGAGGCUGAGGUACAGAAUUCCGCCCUGAGUCCUGUGUUCCAGGAGUCUAUGCAGAUCCUCACCAGCCUGAGCCAGACCAAGCCAGCGCUGAGCUCCCGGGAGAAGCGCGAGCUGGUGGGAGCCUGCGUGAAGGGGGUCUUCACCCGGUGCGAUGGGCCCAGCUGGCCGGGCCUGGCCCCGCCCGACCCCCGGGACGCCCAGACGCUGCCCAGCCAGACGUUGGGCACCUUGGCGGCGAUGCUGGAAGCGUUUUUCUUGGAGGAGCCGAGCCCAGCCGAGCUCCAGAACAUCCUGGAGGUGCUGGGUCCAUGGAUAACCGCCAGCUGCCUCUGUGCCCGGGCCCAAGCCGUGGCCUGCAGCGUCUUUCUGCUCAACAAGGCUCUACAGCACCCACGCUUCCUCACCCACUCAGAGUUCCCGGGGAUCGGUCUCCUGCUUGGACGGCUUCUUCCCCGCGUCAGUGAUCCCGACAAAGAGAUUGGCAGCAAGGCCCUGGAUGGCAUCUGUGUCCUCUACACCAUCUUGGAACUCCAGAAGAUGCCCGGCUUAACUGUCAACUGUAGCAGAACAGAGCUGUGUGAGAGGAACAGAAUGUUCCUAGGGCCCUACAACCCCGCCAGCCCAUGCCAGAACAUCUUGAAAGUGGUUGCGGAGUUUGGGGACUUCCUGGGUCCACAGCAGGUGAAAGACCUGCUCUUGGCCAGCCUGGAAGGCCUGCAGGACAGGGAUGAGGAUGGCAGGGAAGAUGGUGACCAAAGGUCCGAGCUACUGGAGACCAUGCACUUAGCCACGGAGGUCACACUGAGCUCGAUGCUGGAGUGGUACCUGCACAGGGUGGAAGAGGUGAUCCCAGACAUGAUCCAGGGAAUUCACCUGAGGCUGAGCACAGUUCACGAGCCGCGGGCCCGGCAGGUGGUCCUGCUCCCCAUCUCCAUGCUGGCCAGCUCCUUCCUGACCGAAGUGGUCAUCGCCCUGCUGAUGUGCCCGCUGCCCCUGGACAGCCACGGGGCGGAGAUGUGGAGGCAGCUGGUGGCCCACAAGCCGAGCUGUGACAUCCGGGAACUGCUGGAGCUGCUCCUGACCAGCCUCAAGGAAAAGCCACUCACUGGACCCGGGCAAGAGUCCAUCGUGCCCCUGGCGGCGGCCAGCGGUCUGUGUGAAGUCCUGGGCGUGCACAGCUGCCUGGGCCACGUGCGGCGGCUGUACCCCCAGCUCCUGCUGGCCCUGCUGGUCCAAAUCCACUACCACAUCGACCUCAGCCUGCCCGGACAUGUCGUCUCGCAGCACCAGGGCCAAGUUCAGAGCCUCCAGGCCUUUUUCACACCCGUCGGCUGGGUGGUGAAGGUGGUGAAGUCUCUGCUGCUGCGGAUGGGCUGUCGCUAUGAGGCCACGCUGCUGGAGAAGCAGGGAGGCUGGGACCACCUGGCCCUGUCCACCGACCAUCACCGCGGCGUCGGCCUGCUGGCCAGGGCCAUGGUGCAGUAUUCCUGCCAGGAGCUCCUGCGCUUCCUCUACCUGCUGGUACCACUGCUGGAGCGGGGCGACCACAGGCACAAGGUCACCGCCAUGGCCUUCUUCGUCGAGCUCCUGCGGCUGCAGCAGGCCCGACGGAUCCCGGACGUGUAUGCCCUGCACCGCCUGGAGGGAGCCCUAGAACACGCUGACCCGGUCAUGCACGUGCUCUCCUUGCGAGGCCUGGCCCUACUGACCCAUAGGCCUCGGAAGAGAGCCAAGGUCCAGGAGCUCCUGCCCGCCAUGGUCAAGGGGUUAGAACACGUGGACGGGUCGCUAGUGGUGGAGGCCAUCAACAACCUCCACGUCAUCCUCAAGACUCUGGGCUGGCGAGGGAAGAGCGGGCCCAUCUACCUGGACACCGUCCUGAUCCUGAAGCCCCUCUUCAGAGAUGCAAGGGAGAACGUGCGCUCGGAUGCCAUCGCGCUGCUCGGAAAAGUGGUCAAGCUUCUGGGAAAGUUGUCCAAGACCGUCUUGAAGGAGCCGCUGCAGGGCUGCCUUGUGCCCUUGCUCUUGCACCUGCAGGAGGGGAGCCCAGGCCUGGUCAAGAACUGCAAGAAGACCAUGAGCCAGUGCUCCCGGCUCAUGGGCUGGGAGCUGCCCCGGAAGGUGAACAGCACCAAACCAUGGCACGACCACCAGCAGAUCGUGGCCGACAUCUGCCAGUUCCUGGUGAGGACGUUUCCCAGCAGCACCCUGGACUUCCUGUCGCAGAGCCAGGAGUACACCAGGAGUCCCCUGGAUUGCCUCCGCAGGGCCGCCGUCAUCUUCAUCGGCUUCCUGGUGCCGUGUAUGGACACCCUGAUCCCUGGCAAGGUCCUGGCAGAGGUCAAGGCAGAGCUCGAGGCCCUGCGCCAUGACCCCGAGGCGUCCGUGUGCAUCUUCGCGGCCCAGGCCCAGGAGCGCAUCGUGUCCAGCAGCUGGCGGGCCUCCUGGCCCCACCCACACGGGGACACGCAACCCUUGGAGCCGGCCAUGUCCCACCGCUGGAACCCCAGCUACGAAAGCCUGGCCGUGUCCCACCGGCCCCACACCUACCACUUCACCGCCCUGCGGGCCUGGAGGCAGGGCUUCACACUGUGACGGCCCCCUGCCCGCUCCGGCCCGCUCCCUGGGCCCUGCAGUCCGGGCUCGGGUUCCGGCUCCGGCCAGCUCGCUCCAGCCUGCGGUCUGGGCUUCGGCCUGCCCGCUCUGGGCCCUGCAGUCCCGCACAUAAAUGCGCACAAUUGGCAGCAGCCCAGCUCCGGGUCUCAAUCGUUGGUACUUUUUGAGUGCUUCCUAUGCUAAGAGCCUAUACUACCACUACUAAUUAU
Messenger RNA from Tachyglossus aculeatus (Australian echidna), 3212 nucleotides. It is a transcript of the gene MROH7, whose product is annotated as maestro heat like repeat family member 7. The coding region runs from base 55 to 2982 and encodes 975 amino acids. Gene Ontology annotation, cellular component: cytoplasm. The transcript is spliced from 23 exons. The record is from RefSeq and is a predicted model, not a curated record. Lineage: Eukaryota; Metazoa; Chordata; Mammalia; Monotremata; Tachyglossidae.